This is a messenger RNA of Chondrus crispus (carragheen), 768 nucleotides long. RefSeq lists its product as hypothetical. The record is from RefSeq and is a predicted model, not a curated record. NCBI's taxonomy places the organism in Eukaryota, Rhodophyta, Florideophyceae, Gigartinales, Gigartinaceae. The transcript has a single exon. The coding region runs from base 1 to 768 and encodes 255 amino acids.
AUGGGCGCCCGCGACGCGCGCGAAAAAGCAGCCAGUGCUGCCCAACGGGUGCGGCACCGCACGGAAACCAUCGCACGCCAGGUGUGUCAGCGCGAGGAGCUCGCAACCUUUGCAAGGGCUUCGGGAGCAUUCUGGAACGACGUGCGUAAAGGCACGGAGGACGCUUGCAAAGACCCCGCGAAGGCUGCCAAACACGCACUGGCGCGCGUGGAAGCGAUAGCAUAUCAAGCAUGGCAACGCGAGGAGCUGGCACGCUUUGGGAGUGCAUCGGGAGCGUACUUGAAGGCCGCGCGCAAUGGAGUCGACUCUGCAUUCGAAAAAGGCAUGAAAGCUGCUCAACCUGUCGCUGAUGAGGCAAAACGGACGGCAUACCAAAUCUGGCAAAGCGAGGAGUUGGCACGAAUCAGCGGUAUCUCGCGUAAGUAUCUUCAUGACACGCAAGCUGCAGGACAGUCUGGAUACAAAAGCGCUUUGAGCACUGCUAAACGUAUUCGACAAAGCACUAAAGAAAGGGUACACCAAGCAUUGCAAGGUGAAGAGCUGGAAACUUUGGUUUCGCUUGCCAAACGCCUCAAAUCUGACGUCGAGUUAAAGAUGACUGACCCCACAUAUAUCAAUGCUCAAGCCGCAGCAAAAGCCGCGUACAGGGCUGCAGCCCGCGCUGCAAUGCAGUAUGGCCAAGACACGAAAGACGCUUUGAAACAGGCUCGGCGUCAUCAUCUCUCAAAAGCCUCUACCAAACCAACGAAGAACAAGAAGACGAGGUAA